Messenger RNA from Magallana angulata, 2734 nucleotides. RefSeq lists its product as uncharacterized. The coding region runs from base 1716 to 2555 and encodes 279 amino acids. The record is from RefSeq and is a predicted model, not a curated record. The transcript has 9 exons. Lineage: Eukaryota; Metazoa; Mollusca; Bivalvia; Ostreida; Ostreidae.
UAAAAGAUAAGUUAAACAUAUUCCAUAUAUUGGUUUUUGUACUCAUAUUAGCAUUAGACAUGAAUAAUGAAAAAGAUGUUUUAAAAAAAUUAAAAAAUAAAGUCCACCCACCUGACCCAUAUUUAUUUGCAAAUCAGGAUGAUAUUCUAACUAUUAAAUUUAUGUGACCUAUUCUACAAUAACUAUUCUCUGUCCCAAGAUAUUUAUGGAGCACAUUUUAUUAUUACUCGAUAUUAUAUACUGUAAAUUCCUAAUUAACAUGAUUAAACGCGAGGAAUUUAUAUCCGCGUAAAAUCGCGAGAAGCAUCCCUCGUGGAUUUUAAAAUCUCGCUUUUAUUUUCUGAGAGUUGAGAAUUAUAAUAAAUUAGGAUAAAAGUUCCACAUUCGCGAUUUUACAUUCUCGCGUUUUGAUACAAAACGCUGGGAUCGGGGAAUUAAAUACUCGCGUAAAAUAAGGAAUAUACAGUACCUGGCUGUUUAUUGGCUGUGAGAAUGAUUGCAAGUUUAUUGACCCCUGAGACAGCAUCUGUUUGUAGAAGUGAACAACAAAUAAUGCUGUCGAGGGGGACAAUAAACUUGCUAUCAUCCAAAUAGUGAGUAAAUAAGUAUUGUAUUAUACUAUAGCUCAAAAGGAUGCUGCAAUGCUGCCAAUUUUUUUUUAAUGAAUCUGUAGGUUUAGCUUGUUCUUUUUCUCAUGCACUGGUUCUUAAAGCUCACUUGCAUCAGCAAGCUGUGGUUGCUAUUAAUUGCAGGAAUACAUUAAUCUUGAAUCUUCUGAAUUCAUAAACUUUCAGGUGUCCAGGAAAAGGGGAAAAAAAGAAAGUAAGAUAAGCUGUUACCAUAGUCAUUCAUUUUAUUCAUAAUGACAUGUUUUGUUAGUCUGUUGUACUAAACAAUUUAUUGACAGAUUAGGAAUCAUUUUUUCUUCGCACAUGUAAUGUUCAAGGUUCAUAAGAAGUAACUGGUCAGACCCAACCAUAUGCUAAAGCAGACCCCAAUUAAAGCCUGGGUUUACUUUGGGACUGCUUUUAAGAAUUUGUGUCCAGUCUGGGUUUACUUUGGGUCCACUCAGGGUUUACUUUGGGUUUGCUUUAGGGGUCCACUUUUCGCACUUGAAUGUGAAGCAGACCUGUCAUUUAUCUAUCUGUCUUACUGCCUGUAAGCCCUGCACCUUGUCUGCUUUUAGGGGUAUACUUCUGAUCGGGUUUACUCUUUGUGUCCACUCUGGGUGUACUUUGGGUUGAUCGGGAUUAACUCUGGGUCUGCUCUAGUAGAUCUAGUGUAAACCCUAAAAGUAAAUCCAGGGUUUUUAGUUGGGGUCUACUUUCUGUUAGGUUGGGUCUGAUUGGUACUAUACAUGUAUGCAAGAUUAUUCUGUCAUAAUUACACUAUUUUUUGCAAAGGAUUAUGUGUGGGAUAUGGGUUGUGUUAAUGCCCCAAAAUUCAAAGUUAUGAAUAGAGCUUUAGAUAUUUGUAUUAAGAAAUAUUAAUACAUAUAUAAAUGAUAUAUUUCUAUAUAUUCUGCACUCCAUAUUUUCUAUUGUUGAAUUUUAAAAAAAAACUGAUGAUUUUUUCAUGUUUUUGAGAAAUAGCAGGAAUCGCCCCAUUUACCUGAUAUCAUAGGGGCAUGAGAAAUGAAUAAUGCUGUAAAACUCCUAGAUUUCUGUAACAUAUUAAAUAUUCAGUUUUAAAUAUUUUCAUACUAUCAGUAUGCUAUGAUGAUUUUAAAAUUUUUCAUUAAUUCUGCACAUGUUAUAAAUGGACUCUCACUUUCAAUAUCUUUUAUUUAUGAUUCAGAUCCACUGGUCUCUAAGACCCGUUCCUUGGCCAACAACAUGACAACUGCUGAAGAAAAUGCUGGUUGGCAGACUGGAGAAGAUCCACUGGUCUCUAAGACCCAUUCCUUGGCCAAUAACAUGACAACUGCUGAAGAAAAUGCUGGAUGGCAGACUGGAGAAGAUCCAUUGGUCUCUAAGACCCGUUCCUUGGCCAAUAACAUGACAACUGCUGAAGAAAAUGCUGGAUGGCAGACUGGAGAAGAUCCACUGGUCUCUAAGACCCAUUCCGUGGCCAACAACAUGACAACUGCUGAAGGAAAUGCGGGAUGGCAGACUGGAGAAGAUCCACUGGUCUCUAAGACCCGUUCCUUGGCCAAUAACAUGACAACUGCUGAAGAAAAUGCUGGAUGGCAGACUGGAGAAGAUCCACUGGUCUCUAAGACCCAUUCCUUGGCCAACAACAUGACAACUGCUGAAGGAAAUGCGGGAUGGCAGACUGGAGAAGAUCCACUGGUCUCUAAGACCCGUUCCUUGGCCAAUAACAUGACAACUGCUGAAGAAAAUGCUGGAUGGCAGACUGGAGAAGAUCCACUGGUCUCUAAGACCCAUUCCUUGGCCAAUAACAUGACAACUGCUGAAGAAAAUGCUGGAUGGCAGACUGGAGAAGAUCCACUGGUCUCUAAGACCCGUUCCUUGGCCAAUAACAUGACAACUGCUGAAGAAAAUGCUGGAUGGCAGACUGGAGAAGGUGAUUAUUGGUUUUUUUGUUCCCUAUAAAUGAUAUCUUUGAUGUUUUUUUUUUGUAUUACAGUAUGGAAACUUGUUGAAAAUAUCUGAAAUUUACUUGUAUUAUAUUGGUGUAGUGAGUUGAUGUGUGUAUCGGAGUUGUAGUGACUUGAGAUGUGUAAAUUUUGAUGUAGUGACUUGAGGUAUGUGUAAGCAAGGUCAUGACUUAA